Molecule: messenger RNA, 2396 nt
Organism: Sorex fumeus (smoky shrew)
Lineage: Eukaryota; Metazoa; Chordata; Mammalia; Eulipotyphla; Soricidae
Gene: KLHDC8B
Product: kelch domain containing 8B
Exons: 6
Coding region: 708-1772 (354 amino acids)
Molecular function (GO): protein binding
Source: RefSeq, a predicted model, not a curated record
CGAGUCUGGGGCAGCGCAACUCAGCCCACGGGCCCUAAUCGAGGCUCGAGCCACGCCCCAAGUGGCCUCCAGGGGGCGCCGCUGCGAAGCCCGUGGUCGGACUCCCGAGAGCUCGCUAGUCGAUGGGCGGGCGCCCGCGCCUUUGUGCCCCCUGGUUCUGCGGGUUCGCCCCACCUCCCGGUGCUCGCGGCUGGCUUCUGCCCAGAGCAGCCCUGCAUCACACGUGUGCCGCUCACCGCCGCCUCAUGUCUCCCCCUGCCCGAGGUCCGACCCCCCAGUCCCAGGCAGGCCCAGUGUCCACAAGUCCACCUGCCCGGCUCCCCGGCUUGCUUGUGACGGUGGGUCUCCUCGUCCUGCUCCGGCCACGGCAGGUGCAGGGUUAAAGCCAGGAGAGGUUUUCCCGAGUCGGGGAGGGGGGUGGGGAGUAGGGGCGGACCCCGUCCAGCCCCGCCCCGCGCCGGAGCCAAGCGGGAGCCCCGCCGGAGCCCGGCCGCAGCCCCAGCCACAGCCCGCACCCGCAGCGCCGAACGGCGGACCCCACGCCCCGGAGGCGCCCGAGCCCGGGCCGGUGAAAGCAAGGUGUCUGGACCCGGCAGACUCCCCUUGUAGUCCUACCACCUUGCAGAGUGGAGGUGAGGCCGCAUCAUGGCCUUCACUAGGCCUGCGGCAUGACCAGAUAGCAUGGCCUGCCACUGGAGGUGAACACCAUGGCCACGGGAGGUGGCCGGGCCUUUGCCUGGCAGGUAUUCCCACCCAUGCCCACCUGCCGAGUGUAUGGCACCGUGGCAUACCAGGAUGGGCACCUGCUUGUGUUGGGGGGCUGUGGCCGUGCUGGAUUGCCACUGGACACUGCUGAGACACUGGACAUGGCUUCCCAUACAUGGCUGGCACUGGCCCCUCUACCCACGGCCCGGGCUGGUGCAGCUGCUGUGGUGUUGGGCAAGCAGGUGCUAGUGGUGGGCGGCGUGGAUGAGGGCCAGAGCCCCGUAGCUGCUGUGGAGGCCUUCCUGGCUGACGAGGGCCGCUGGGAGCGCCGUGCCACCCUCCCUCAGGCAGCCAUGGGGGUCGCGACUGUGGAGAGAGAUGGUAUGGUGUAUGCUCUGGGGGGAAUGGGUCCCGACACGGCUCCCCAGGCCCAGGUCCGGGUCUAUGAACCCCGUCGGGACUGCUGGCUCUCCCUACCCUCCAUGCCCACGCCCUGCUACGGGGCCUCUACCUUCCUGCACGGGAACAAGAUCUAUGUCCUAGGGGGCCGCCAAGGCAAGCUCCCAGUGACUGCUUUUGAGGCCUUUGAUCUGGAGGCCCGGACCUGGACCAGACACCCAAGCCUGCCCAGCCGCCGGGCCUUUGCUGGCUGUGCCAUGGCCGAAGGCAGCGUCUUUAGCCUGGGUGGCCUGCAGCAGCCUGGGCCCCACAAUUUCUACUCCCGCCCACACUUUGUCAACACUGUGGAGAUGUUCGACCUGGAGCACGGGUCCUGGACCAGACUGCCCCGCAGCCUGCGUAUGAAGGAUAAGAGGGCCGACUUUGUGGUUGGUUCUCUUGGAGGCCACAUCGUGGCCAUAGGGGGCCUUGGAAACCAACCAUGCCCUCUGGGCUCUGUGGAGGGUUUCAGCCUUGCCCGGCGGCGCUGGGAGGCACUACCUGCCAUACCCACGGCACGCUGCUCCUGUUCAAGUCUGCAAGCUGGGCCACGGCUGUUUGUUAUCGGGGGUGUGGCCCAGGGUCCCAGCCAAGCCGUGGAAGCACUGUGUCUUCGUGAUGGAGUCUGAAUGCCUGUCUGCUGGAGCAGUUCGGUACCACGGGCAGAUGUCUUUAGCUGCUCCUACUGCUAAGGAAGCUCACUGUGGCUCUGGGAUGGGAUAUGGGAGGUACAAGGGGGGGCACUGAAGAACCACCUCGGGGACCUGGGGGGCCCUUCGUCUUUAGCACAAGACACACAUAUGCUUACACCCACCUUUACCACCAUUCAUUCAUGACCAUUCCUGGCUCCGCCCUUGCUAUGGAACCUGCUGAGCCCUCUGUCCAGUUGGGAAGUAGGCUGACCUCCUGCCUCAUGUGAUCUCUUUUUCUGCCUGGAGUUGAACAGGACAAGGCCCACCUGUGGGGAUUCCUAGAGCAUCUAGAGUCCCCUCGGGACUCAGAAGCAUUCAAAGAGAGUGGAGGACACAAAGGGACUAAAGAAGUGGAUGCAGGAACUUCCAAAAGGCCAUGUUAGCUUUGGGCCCUGUGAACUUCUGGCUGUGACCUUGGGCAAGUCAUUUCACCUCUCUGUGCCUCAGCAUCCUCAUCUGUAAAUGGGGAUCUCUGAAACCUUAUGGCCCUACCUACCUCACAGGGCUGUUGUGAGGACCCAGGGAGUUCAGAUGUGGAAGUAAAGUGCUGCUAAUAUCUGC